Pipistrellus nathusii (Nathusius's pipistrelle) is the source of this 1263-nucleotide messenger RNA. NCBI's taxonomy places the organism in Eukaryota, Metazoa, Chordata, Mammalia, Chiroptera, Vespertilionidae. The record is from the annotation of a GenBank genome assembly.
AUGGCGGAGCUCGGUAAGAAGUACUGCGUGUACUGCCUGGCCGAGGUGAGCCCGCUGCGCUUCCGCUGCACUGAGUGCCAGGACAUCGAGCUGUGCCCCGAGUGCUUCUCGGCCGGCGCCGAGAUCGGCCACCACCGCCGCUACCACGGCUACCAGCUGGUGGACGGCGGGCGCUUCACGCUGUGGGGGCCCGAGGCCGAGGGCGGCUGGACCAGCCGCGAGGAGCAGCUGCUGCUGGACGCCAUCGAGCAGUUCGGCUUCGGGAACUGGGAAGACAUGGCUGCUCACGUAGGCGCUUCCCGGACUCCCCAGGAAGUGAUGGAGCAUUACGUAAGCAUGUACAUCCACGGCAACCUGGGGAAGGCCUGCAUCCCUGACACCAUCCCCAACCGGGUGACAGACCACACCUGCCCCAGUGGAGGCCCCCUCUCUCCCAGCCUCACCACCCCCUUGCCUCCCCUAGACAUCUCGGUGGCCGAGCAGCAGCAGCUGGGCUACAUGCCGCUGCGCGACGACUACGAGAUCGAGUACGACCAGGACGCCGAGACGCUCAUCAGCGGGCUCUCGGUCAACUACGACGACGAGGACGUGGAGAUCGAGCUCAAGCGCGCGCACGUGGACAUGUACGUGCGCAAGCUCAGGGAGAGGCAGCGGCGCAAGAACAUCGCGCGCGACUACAACCUGGUGCCCGCCUUCCUGGGCAAGGACAAGAAGGAGCGCGAGAAGGCCGCCAAGCGCAAGGUCACCAAGGAGGAGCGCGAGCUGCGGCUGAAGCUGCGGCCGCUCUACCAGUUCAUGUCCUGCAGGGAGUUCGACGACCUGUUCGAGAGCAUGCACAAGGAGAAGGUGCUGCGCGCCAAGAUCCGCGAGCUGCAGCGCUACCGGCGCAACGGCAUCACCAAGAUGGAGGAGUCGGCCGAGUACGAGGCGGCGCGGCACAAGCGGGAGAAGCGCAAGGAGAACCGGAACUCGGCCGGCGCCAAGCGCGGGCGGGAGGACGCCAAGGACGGCGAGUUCGCCGCCAUCGAGAACCUGCCGGGCUUCGAGCUGCUGUCGGACCGCGAGAAGGCGCUCUGCAGCUCCCUGAACCUGAGCCCGGCGCGCUACGUGACCGCCAAGACCAUCAUCAUCAAAGACCACCUCCAGAGGCGCCAGGGCAUCCCCUCCAAGAGCCGCCUGCCCAGCUACUUGGACAAGGUCCUCAAGAAGCGGAUCCUGACCUUCCUCACGGAGAGCGGGUGGAUAGCCAGGGACGCCUCCUGA